Botrytis fragariae is the source of this 1353-nucleotide messenger RNA. RefSeq names its product putative gpi-anchored cell wall beta endoglucanase protein. Gene Ontology annotation, cellular component: extracellular region; fungal-type cell wall; cell surface. The transcript is spliced from 3 exons. The record is from RefSeq and is a predicted model, not a curated record. Lineage: Eukaryota; Fungi; Ascomycota; Leotiomycetes; Helotiales; Sclerotiniaceae. Gene Ontology annotation, biological process: carbohydrate metabolic process; cell wall organization. The coding region runs from base 1 to 1353 and encodes 450 amino acids. Gene Ontology annotation, molecular function: glucan endo-1,3-beta-D-glucosidase activity; 1,3-beta-glucanosyltransferase activity.
AUGCUCUCCAAGACUCUUUUCGCCGUUGCGGCUUCGCUCUCCACUGCAAGUGCUGUUAACCAAGGUUUCAACUAUGGUGCAACAAAUGCAGAUGGUUCUUACAGAGUUCAAUCUGAUUUCCAAGAUGCUUUCGAGACUGCCAACUCUCUCGUUGGUACCUCUGGUUUCACCUCUGCUAGAUUAUAUACUAUGCUCCAAGGUGAUACUACCGACCCAACUUCAGCCAUUCCAGCCGCUAUUGCCUCAGACACAACUCUUCUCCUUGGUUUAUGGGCUUCUGGUGGAGCUGCCGGUGUUACUGCUGAGAUCAACGCCCUCAAGGCAGCCAUCACAAAAUAUGGUACCGCUUUCACUAGCCGAGUCGUUGGUAUCUCUGUAGGAUCCGAAGAUUUGUACAGAAACUCCCCUACUGGUAUCGCUGCCAACUCUGGUUAUGGUGCCAACCCAGCCGACCUUGUCGACUAUAUCAAACAAGUUAGAGAAGCAAUUGCCGGUACUGGUUUGAGUGGAGCUUCCAUUGGACACGUUGAUACCUGGACUGCUUGGGUCAACGGAUCUAACAGUGCUGUCGCCGAGGCCCUUGACUGGGUUGGAAUGGAUGCUUACCCAUACUUCCAAGAUACUGAGGCAAAUGGAGUCAGCGAAGGAAAGUCUCUCUUCAACUCCGCCUUAGCUGCUACACAAUCUGCCACUGGAAAGACCGUUUGGGUCACUGAGACCGGAUGGCCUGUUACUGGUGCUACUGCUGGUGAUGGAGUUCCAAGUGCUGAUAACGCCAAGACAUACUGGGAUGAUGUUGGAUGCCCUAACUUCGGAAAGAUCAACAUGUACUGGUACACUCUUCAAGAUCAAAACGCUGCCUCAUCCGUUACUCCAUCUUUCGGUAUUGUUGGUAGCACUUUGAGCACCACCCCAUUGUUCGAUCUCAGCUGUUCCAACACUACAUCAAGCUCCUCAUCAACUGCUUCUUCCAAGGCUACCAGUGGUGUUGCAUCUAUUGCUACUGGAGGAUCCGUCGCCUCUGCUGGCUCUGGUCUUUCUCCUACCGGUAUGGGUGCUGGUAUCUCUGCUGUCUCAGGUGCCGCUUCCCCAAGUGGUACAGGUUCAGCCGGUGGUUCCCCAGCCGGUGGAUCAACUAACGGUACCUACACUGCCUCUACCCUCAAGUCCUCAGCUGGAUCAAGUGCUACUGGAACAUCCGCCUCAGGAUCCGGUUCAUCUGGUUCAUCUUCAGGAUCUGCCUCUGGAUCAUCAUCCUCUUCCCCAUCCGAAUCCACCGGUGGUGCAGCAUCCCUUACCGGAUCUGUUGCACUUGCCCUUGGAGCCGUCUUUGCCGUUGCAGCUGCUUUGUAA